Messenger RNA from Pneumocystis jirovecii RU7, 1536 nucleotides. RefSeq names its product glutamate-tRNA ligase. Gene Ontology annotation, biological process: glutamyl-tRNA aminoacylation. The coding region runs from base 1 to 1536 and encodes 511 amino acids. The transcript has 10 exons. NCBI's taxonomy places the organism in Eukaryota, Fungi, Ascomycota, Pneumocystomycetes, Pneumocystales, Pneumocystaceae. The record is from RefSeq and is a predicted model, not a curated record. Gene Ontology annotation, molecular function: glutamate-tRNA ligase activity; ATP binding; tRNA binding.
AUGGACCGAAAUUACUCAAUCUUGCCAAAAAUUAGAACAAGAUUUGCACCGUCACCUACUGGACAAAUGCACCUAGGAUCUUUGAGGACUGCACUAUAUAAUUAUCUUUUUGCACAGAAAAUGAAUGGAGAUUUUAUUUUACGUAUUGAAGAUACUGAUAAAACACGAAUUGUAAAUAAAUCUGAAGAAAACAUAUAUAAAAUACUUAUUUGGGCUGGGCUUAAUUGGGAUGAAGGACCAAUUGUUGGAGGCAAACAUUCUCCUUAUAAUCAAUCACAAAGACUCCAUAUAUAUUCAAAAUAUGCAAACCUUCUUUUAGAGUCAUGUUACGCAUAUAGAUGUUUUUGUCCUAUAAAUAGACUUGAAAAGUUAAAAGAAGAAUCCAGAACAGAAGGGUUAUCAGGAACAUAUGAUAGGAAUUGUUUGACUAUUAAUAUAUAUGAAUCGAAUGAAAGAGCUAUAAGAGGAGACAAAUUUGUAGUUCGUUUUAAAGUCCCUGAAAAAUAUCCUGUAGUCCAUGACCUUGUUUACGGAGAUGUUGAUUUCUCUGUUUCAACUAAUACACAAAAAAAAUUUUAUGAUGAUCCAAUAAUUAUAAAAUCAGAUUCUUUUCCUACAUAUCAUUUUGCAAAUGUUAUUGACGAUCAUCUUAUGAAUAUAACACAUGUAAUUAGAGGAGAGGAAUGGUUACCAUCAACCUCAAAACAUCUUGCUAUUUAUCAAGCUUUUGGAUGGACACCACCUGUAUUUGCCCAUGUUUCGUUAUUAGUGAACUCCGAUGGUUCAAAGUUAAGUAAAAGAAAUAAUGAUACCCACAUUCAAAAUUAUAUUAAUAAAGGAUAUUCUUCAAAUGCUUUACUAAAUUAUGUGGCUCUUAUUGGAUGGUCACCAAGAACGUCUAAUGAAGUAUUUACUUUACAGGAAUUAGUUAACAAAUUUUCACUUAGUAAUCUUACUAAAGGAACUAACAUAAUUAUGCCAGAAAAACUAGAUUUUCUCAACAAGCAGCAUUUACUUCGAAGUACUAAAGAUGAAAUUGGUGUUGAAAAAAUUUUAAAAGAAAUUAAGCCUAAAAUUAUAUCUUUAUAUGAAAAAAAAGUUUCAAGCAGUAAUAAUGUAGAAUGUUUUUCAGAUCAAUAUAUUCAUAAAGUCAUUAUAGCGCUUAGAGAAAAAGUUCAAAAUAUAAACCAGUUAGUUGAAUCAAGUGAAUAUUUUUUUGUUGAGCCAAACUAUUGUGAAUAUAUUUUUAAUGAAUUUAAAUUAAUACCAAGUGACUUGGAACUGAAUUCAGAAAUAAUCAAAAAAUUUGAAGAGAUUAAUAUUUGGAUUCCUAAUGAAAUUUCAUCUGUUCUUAAAGAAAUUACAGUUAAUGAAAAUAUCAAAAUAAAAAAAUUAAUGUUAAUAUUGCGAUUUUGUUGCACAGCAUCACUCGUAGGUGCAAAUAUUAUUCAAAUUUUACAUAUUCUAGGUAAAGAAAUUGUAAUAUUAAGAAUUAAAAAAGCAAUGGAAUGGACUAAAAGUAUAGAUCAAAAAUAA